Molecule: messenger RNA, 1965 nt
Organism: Corylus avellana
Lineage: Eukaryota; Viridiplantae; Streptophyta; Magnoliopsida; Fagales; Betulaceae
Product: GPI-anchored protein
Cellular component (GO): plasma membrane
Source: RefSeq, a predicted model, not a curated record
AGGGUCCUCUCACUUUAUCCAGCACCCGCAGCCCCAGUCAAAAAACAGAGAGUCCCAGGAUACCUACUCCUACUACUACUGUCUCCAGAUUACAACGAUAGAAAAAGGAAAAAGAGAGAGAGAGAGAGAGAGUGGGAGACAGUUCCUAAGACUGACUGAGUGAGCGCUAGCUCCCAUUUUGGGGGUUUCCGAAUAAUAUACCCAUUUGUCUCAAUCCGAUCGACCCGAGAAAAUAUGUGUGCUUUCUCCGAUUCUUGAUCUCAAACCUCAGAACCCUUUUAAUUUUUCAGCCUCAUAUUUCUUCAUGCCUCCAAAAUCUUCAGGUGGUACAGAUGUUGGUACAUUCAUGUAAGCUAUUUUUUGUCAUAUGACCAGCCAACUCAGGAUUUUCUGUCAUAAAUAUCGAUGGUAGCAAAGGGCUAGUGGAAUUAUGGACUGUUUCCAGACUGUUAGUCGUCUUAAGGGUUCUCUAUGCCAUCAGUUAUUAUUUAUCAUCAUUUGGUUAUCCAGUAUUCAAGAAUUGGUGGCAUUGCAGACGCCACUUGAGCCUACUCAAAUUCCUUCCAUGUCAGAGCUAGCAAGUGCACCCCAUACUCAACUGUUUGAUCCCAUAGAGAUAUCACCUGCUGUCAUUCCCCACUACCCAAAUCCUGGUGAACCUUUGCCACCAAUGUUCCCGACCUUUCCGACCAGAUAUGAGCCAGUUCUAACUGGAAAAUGUCCUGUAAAUUUCUCUCUUAUAUCAAGUCUCAUGGACAAAACCGCAUCUGAUUGUUCUCAACCUUUUGCAGCACUUGUAGGAAAUGUAAUAUGCUGUCCACAAUUAAGUAGUUUGCUCCACAUCUUCCAGGGUUUCUACAGCAUAAACUCUGAUAAGUUGGUUUUGCAAGAUGCUGUUGCUAAUUAUUGUUUUACAGAUAUAAUUAGUAUCCUAGCUAGUAGAGGGGCAAACAGUACGAUACCUACACUUUGCUCCGUUAAAUCAUUGAAUCUUACAGGUGGGUCUUGUCCAGUGAAUGAUGUUGCUACGUUUGAGAAAACGGUGAAUACAAGCAAAUUACUCGAGGCCUGCAGCACUGUUGAUCCUCUUAAAGAGUGUUGUAGACCAGUUUGCCAGCCUGCAAUUAUGGAUGCUGCUCUUCAGAUUUCAGGAAGGCAAUUAACAGUCAAUGAGUAUAAAAAUAUGGAGGGGGAGCUUAAUCAUAUUGAUUCUCUCAAUGAUUGUAAACGAGUGGUUUAUUCCUAUCUAUCAAGGAAACUUACGUCAGAUGCUGCAAAUACUGCAUUUCGAAUAUUAUCUGCAUGCAAAGUUAACAAAGUUUGUCCUUUAAGUUUUAAGCAGCCUUCAGAAGUAAUUAAAGCAUGUCGUAAUGUAGCCGCUCCCAGUCCUUCCUGCUGUAGCUCAUUAAAUACUUACGUUGCUGGGGUACAAAAGCAAAUGUUAAUUACAAACAGACAAGCCAUAAUCUGUGCAACAGUGUUCGGGUCAAUGCUAAGGAAAGGUGGGGUUAUGACAAAUAUUUACGAGCUUUGUGAUGUCGACUUGAAAGAUUUUAGCAUCCAAGCAUAUGGACAACAAGGGUGUCUACUUCGAAGCUUGCCCGCGGAUAUGAUAUUUGACAAUGCAACAGGCUUCAGCUUUACAUGUGACUUGAGUGAUAACAUUGCAGCACCUUGGCCUUCGUCAUCCUCAAUUUCAUCAGUGUCUCUUUGUGCACCUGAGAUGUCAUUGCCUGCAUUACCAAAAUCAGAGACUCUAAAAAAUCAUGGUUGUGGUGGUGGAGAGUUAGAACUGCUGGUACCCAUUUUUUCAUUUUUUGUUCUCAGUACAUUGUUGUACUGAAGAGAUUUAGCUGUGGGGUUGAGCUGGUUUGAGUUGGGGGUUUUUGGAAAUUGGAUGUGUGGAUUUUGCAUGUAUAUUUUGAAUAGCCUCUAUGUAUAGCAGCAGCGUUCUCGUUUUCUCCA